UAAUCUAAAGAAGCCCUCUCCCAUCUCCUCUAAUGGCGCGCACGAAGCAGGCAACGAGGAUGUCCACCAAUGGCAAGGUCCCAAGGAAGCAGCCGGUGGCGAAGAAGGUGGCACGCAAGUCGGCCCUGGCCAUCAAUAGAGUGAAGAAGCCCCAUCGCUUCCGCCCCGGCACUGUCGCGCUCAGGGAGAUCCGCGUGUACCAGAAGAUCACGGAGAUGCUGAUCUGCAAGCUGCCAUUCCAGCGCCUGGUACGGGAGAUCGUGCAAGACAUCAAGAUUGACAUCCGCUUCCAGAGCUCCGCCGUCUCCGCACUGCAGGAGGCCGGCGAGGCGUACCUCGUCGGGCUAUUCGAGGACACCAACCUCUGCGCCAUCCACGCCAAGCGCGUCACCAUCAUGCCGAAGGACAUUCAGCUUGCCCGCUGCAUACGUGGGGAGAGGGCUUAGGUUCGAUUGGCAAACCCGUAGGGAACUAGUAGUAACCGUGCAUGUGAUCUGCGGUCAUAUGGGGUUUUUUCGGUCGGUGGUGUUAAUCUGUGAUGGUUUGAGUGGUUGUUUUUCUUC
Brachypodium distachyon (stiff brome) is the source of this 563-nucleotide messenger RNA. RefSeq names its product histone H3.3-like. The coding region runs from base 33 to 446 and encodes 137 amino acids. Gene Ontology annotation, molecular function: DNA binding; protein heterodimerization activity; structural constituent of chromatin. NCBI's taxonomy places the organism in Eukaryota, Viridiplantae, Streptophyta, Magnoliopsida, Poales, Poaceae. The transcript has a single exon. The record is from RefSeq and is a predicted model, not a curated record. Gene Ontology annotation, cellular component: nucleosome.